AGUUGCAAGCCUUGCAUGAAAUGGUCCAGCAGAAAGUUGUGACUUUGCUAAGUGAUCCAGAGAAUAUUGUGAAACAAACACUGAUGGAAAAUGGAAUAACGCGUCUCUGUGUCUUUUUUGGACGUCAAAAAGCCAAUGAUGUUCUUUUGUCUCAUAUGAUCACUUUCUUAAAUGAUAAGAAUGACUGGCAUCUUAGAGGAGCUUUCUUUGACAGCAUUGUUGGUGUUGCUGCUUAUGUUGGCUGGCAAAGCUCAUCAAUACUGAAACCUCUGCUUCAGCAAGGUCUCAGUGAUGCUGAAGAAUUUGUCAUUUAUAAAGCCCUCAAUGCUCUUACUUGUAUGUGCCAGUUAGGACUCUUGCAAAAGCCCCAUAUUUAUGAGUUUGCUUGUGAUAUCGCACCUUUCCUGUGCCAUCCUAAUCUUUGGAUACGCUAUGGUGCAGUUGGAUUUAUCACUGUGGUAGCACAGUAUUUAAAUAUUGCUGAUGUCUACUGCAAGCUAAUGCCAUACCUUCAUCCUUUUAUCACACAACCUAUAAUACAGAUAGAUAAAGAAAUAGUCCUGCUAAGUGUACUUAAAGAGCCUGUCAGCCGUUCCAUAUUUGAUUACGUCUUAAGAUCAAAGGAUAUCACAAGCCUCUUCCGACACCUUCAGAUGCGUCAGAAGAAGAGGAAUGGUGCUCUUCCUGACUGCCCACCCCCUGAGGACCCUGCCAUUGCACAGCUGUUGAAGAAACUGCUUUCACAAGGGAUGACUGAAGAGGAAGAAGACAAACUGUUAGCACUGAAAGACUUUAUGUUAAAAUCAAAUAAAGCUAAAGCCAAUAUAGUGGAUCAGAGCCACCUACAUGACAGCAGUCAGAAAGGGGUGAUUGACUUGUCAGCUCUGGGUAUAACUGGGAGACAAGUGGAUCUUGUUAAAACAAAGCAGGAGCCUGAUGACAAACGAGCUAGAAAACAUGUCAAACAAGAUUCAAAUGUAAAUGAAGAAUGGAAAAGCAUGUUUGGGUCCCUGGAACCAACUAACAUCUCCCAGCCAAUACCCAAAGGACAUGGGCAAACUACUGAUCCUGAAGCCAUCCAGUCUGGUAAACCACUUCGUUCAGAGUCCUCAGCUGGCAUUUGUUCCACUUUGUCAUCCUCCCCACAGGCAUCUGAUGGAACAAUCGUUCAACCCAGGAAACUGGCCAUGCAGGUACUGAGCAGUACAGCAACUGUAUCUGCACACCAAUUACGCAUCACCACUUGCAAAACUGAACUUCAGCAGCUGAUCCAGCAGAAGCGAGAACAGUGUAAUGCAGAGAGACUUGCCAAACAGAUGAUGGAGAAUGCAGAGUGGGAGAGCAAGCCCCCACCUCCAGGAUGGCGUCCCAAAGGAUUGUUGGUAGCUCACCUUCAUGAACACAAGUCCGCGGUGAACCGCAUUCGGGUCUCUGAUGAACACUCCAUUUUUGCCACUUGCUCGAACGAUGGCACAGUGAAAAUCUGGAACAGCCAAAAAAUGGAAGGAAAAACCACUACAACCAGAUCCAUUUUGACAUACUCUCGGAUUGGAGGACAUGUAAAGACACUUACAUUCUGCCAAGGCUCACAUUACUUGGCUAUAGCUUCGGAUAAUGGUGCCAUCCAACUUCUUGGUAUUGAAGCUUCAAAGCUCCCUAAGUCUCCUAAAAUUCAUCCAAUACAAAGCAGGUCUUUAGAUCUGAAGGAUGAUGGCUGUGUGGUAGAUAUGCAUCACUUCAAUUCAGGAGCCCAAUCAAUACUGGCUUACGGUACAGUUAAUGGAUCUCUGGUUGGAUGGGAUUUGCGAUCUAGCAGCAACGCUUGGACGCUGAAACAUGAUUUGAAGUUGGGCCUCAUAACUUCAUUUGCUGUGGACAUACACCAGUGCUGGCUGUGUAUUGGAACAAGCAAUGGUACCAUGGCAUGCUGGGACAUGAGGUUUCAGUUACCUAUCUCCAGCCAUUCUCAUCCUUCCAAGGCCCGAAUCAGACGCCUGCUCAUGCAUCCUGUCUAUCAGUCCUGGGUAAUUGCAGCUGUUCAAGGCAAUAAUGAAGUCUCCAUGUGGGAUAUGGAAACUGGCGAUCGACGCUUCACUUUGUGGGCCAGCAGUGCGCCUCCUCUUUCAGAACUGCAGCCUUCUCCUUACAGCAUUCAUGGAAUAUACUGUAGUCCAGCAUCUGGUAAUCCCAUAUUACUGACAGCAGGCUCAGACAUGAAAAUAAGGUUUUGGGAUCUAGCCUACCCUGAGAGAUCAUAUAUUGUUGCUGGAAGUUCUAAUUGCCCAUCUGUUUCCUACUAUAGGAAGAUAAUUGAGGGCACGGAGGUGGUUCAGGAAAUUCAAAACAAACAAAAACUGGGGCCCACUGAUGAGACCCCUCGGAAGGGUCCAGAGUCUCUCCCUGUCGGACAUCAUGAUAUUAUCACAGAUAUCGCAACUUUCCAGACCACGCAAGGGUUUAUAGUUACUGCAUCAAGGGAUGGAAUUGUUAAAGUGUGGAAAUAAAAGUUCUACUAAUAUACAGUAUGUAAAUAUUUGUAAUAAAGAAGUAGUGUUAUAAUGAAGUUUUCAAGGACUCUUUCCAGAUCAUGGAAUAGAAUGGACUUUAAAGACUAUAAAGGUGAUGAUAAAAUCGGUUAUCUGUAUCCUACUGCCCCGAUAGCACUUCUUAAUCACUUCUUUUAUUAAAGAUGUUUGGUAUCUAUAGCAGUUCCUUGAAAUACCAAGCCAUCUAUGGAGAAAUUGUUUAGCCUGGUCUUGACUACGUUGUUUGUUCAGGACCUUUCAGAACAUGAUUUAAAGAUGUCCCACGUUACACAUUCUAAAAGUGCAAAAAGCAAAGAGCUGGUACAAAUACUUCAGUGUCUGACGGCUCCUAUGUUGAAUCUAAGAAAUUAAGUAAGAACCAGUGCACCAAUGUCCCUGUACAUUCUAAUAACUAUAAUAAAGUCCUCUUGAACUUCCCU
This is a messenger RNA of Antrostomus carolinensis (chuck-will's-widow), 2965 nucleotides long. It is a transcript of the gene PIK3R4, whose product is annotated as phosphoinositide-3-kinase regulatory subunit 4. Gene Ontology annotation, biological process: late endosome to vacuole transport; protein targeting to vacuole; autophagy of peroxisome. The record is from RefSeq and is a predicted model, not a curated record. NCBI's taxonomy places the organism in Eukaryota, Metazoa, Chordata, Aves, Caprimulgiformes, Caprimulgidae. The annotation marks the transcript as partial. Gene Ontology annotation, molecular function: protein binding; protein serine/threonine kinase activity. The transcript has 15 exons. Gene Ontology annotation, cellular component: phosphatidylinositol 3-kinase complex, class III, type II; late endosome; phosphatidylinositol 3-kinase complex, class III, type I.